Messenger RNA from Pieris brassicae (large cabbage white), 1480 nucleotides. RefSeq names its product omega-amidase NIT2. The record is from RefSeq and is a predicted model, not a curated record. The transcript is spliced from 6 exons. Lineage: Eukaryota; Metazoa; Arthropoda; Insecta; Lepidoptera; Pieridae. Gene Ontology annotation, molecular function: omega-amidase activity. Bases 220 to 1110 code for a protein of 296 amino acids. Gene Ontology annotation, biological process: oxaloacetate metabolic process; L-glutamine metabolic process. Gene Ontology annotation, cellular component: mitochondrion.
AAUUUUUUCGUCUCAACAUUGAACAUAAUAACAAGUUAUAAAAGUUAGUUAGUUAAGUUUACAGCAAGUUCAAUGUUGAUAAUAUAACCAUUAGUCAGUUUUUACAUUUAGAUUGCUCAGUACUCUUCUUACUAACAAUAUUAUUUAAACUUCUUGAAUAUGUUGAAUAGAGGUAAAAAAAUACACUAAAUAUUAAUAACAGGUGAUUUUAGUGCUAUUAUGGCAGUCACUGCAACCGAUGCGAUUCAUCCACGUUUCGCAAAGAAGCCAUUAUUUUACAGUAUUGGACUUAAAAUAGCUUUAGUUCAGUUAUCAGUAGGUAAAGAUAAGAGUAAAAAUGUGGCUCAAGCAGUGAAAAAAAUUCACCAGGCUAAAGCGAAGGGAGCACAGCUAGUUGCACUGCCUGAAUGUUUUAACUCUCCUUAUGGAACCAAAUAUUUCAAUGAUUAUGCAGAAGAAGUACCAUUGGGCGAGACAAGUCGUGCCUUAUCCCAAGCUGCUGCUGAAGCUGGUGUAUGUGUUGUAGGUGGAACAGUCCCAGAGAGGUGUGGAGAUAAACUUUAUAAUACUUGCACUGUGUGGGAUAUCAAUGGAAAACUAAUAGCCAAACAUAGAAAGAUGCAUUUGUUUGAUAUAGACAUUCCUAACAAAAUAACAUUCAAAGAAUCGGAAGUAUUAUCACCAGGAAAUGAGCUAACCAUAUUUGAAUGCAAUGGUGUAAAAGUCGGCUUAGGAAUAUGUUACGAUCUACGCUUUCAAGAGAUGGCACAUCUUAUGGCCAAGGAAGGUUGUGGCUUACUAAUCUACCCGGGUGCGUUCAACAUGACAACGGGGCCUAAGCACUGGGAGUUGCUCGGGAGGGCCAGAGCGACUGAUCAGCAACUCUGGGUGGCUCUGGUGAGCCCUGCACGCGAUGCAAACGCGGAAUACGUGGCUUGGGGACAUACUACCCUUAUAGACCCGUGGGGAGCAGUUGUUGCUAAACUUGAUGAGAAGGAGGAUACUCUUGUACAUACUGUUGAUUUAUCUAUGGUCGAGGAUGUAAGGAAUUCAAUUCCCAUCAGGCUUCAACGGAGGACCGAUAUCUACGACACCGUGCGUAAAUCCUAAAGUCAGCAUUGAAGUGCCAUAACUUCAACAAUAUUUUAUGAUACAAUUUAUAUUGGUAUUGCAAUAGUUAAUAGAUAUUGUUAUGUUGUUUAAAGUACUCAGUUAUAUCUCGUAAACCAAGUUUAUGAGUUUAUUAAAGGGGUGUUUUAAAUAAUGUUAGCACUUAAGGUUUUAUAAUAAGUUUGUUAAAUAUAUUUUUUUUUUUUAAAUGAUCAUAAUAUUAUUAUAUAUUUAAACAAUAAAGGCUAAUAUUGUACAAAAUUUCUCAAUUUUUGUUAUUCAGAUCUGAUUAUCGCCAGUUGUACAUGCAAAGAAAUGCCAUAUAUUUAUAUUGUUUGAUAAAUAUCUUAAUUAUAUAUUUUUAUUACAA